Molecule: messenger RNA, 489 nt
Organism: Entrophospora candida
Lineage: Eukaryota; Fungi; Glomeromycota; Glomeromycetes; Entrophosporales; Entrophosporaceae
Source: the annotation of a GenBank genome assembly
AUGCGGCUGACUUAUCGAGUCUGUCUGUUUAUUAAAAGAGAAAUCGAUGAUGAAGUUACUAUAAAUCUCGAUAUAAUUGACGAUAUGAUUGAAAAGAUAUCAAAAGGCAACUUAAAAUUCGAAGUAGCGAUAUCAAGUGUUAAGCAGAACUUUGACAUAGAUAUUGCUGCUUUCCAGUGGAGCGGUAAACAACAAAGAGAACAAAAAGAUAGAUAUUUACCUCAUCCCAGGAAUAUAUUUAAAAUUUCCAAACGUCACUCACUUGAUCUUUAUGAUAUAACUGAUGAUAAAAACUUUCCUGGCACAACAGAUGCAAUUAUGGAAGAUAUAUAUCAAGCUAUGGCAAAAUUAACUACGUCAGAUUUAAAACCUAAAUAUACUGUGUUGACAGUAUUAAUUAAUUUGGUAGACGAUUGGCAGAUUUUCUGUUCUGGUAUAUGUAGUUCCUAUGGAAGAUUUUUUGAUACUAUGACCGAAGAAGAAUAUUAA